AUGUCUGUGGGGGCGCAGGGCAGCGCCGUGUCGGACCCCCAGCAUCCGGCCCGGCUGCUGCGGGCGCUGAGCUCCUUCCGCGAGGAGGGCCGCUUCUGCGACGCCCACCUGGUGCUGGAGGGCGAGGAGAUCCCGGUGCAGACCAACAUCCUGGCCGCCGCCAGCCCCUACAUCAGAACAAAGCUGAACUAUAACCCGCCCAAGGACGAUGGCUCAACUUAUAAAAUCGAACUUGAAGGGAUAUCUGUGGAAAUUAUGAAAGAGAUAUUGGACUACAUCUUCAGUGGUCAGAUCAAGCUAAAUGAAGACACCAUCCAGGAUGUCGUGCAAGCUGCUGACCUUUUGCUGCUUACGGACCUAAAAACCCUGUGCUGCGAGUUCCUAGAGGGUUGCAUUGCUGCUGAGAACUGUAUUGGAAUCCGGGACUUUGCAUUGCACUAUUGCUUGCGUCAUGUUCAUUACCUGGCUUCUGAAUACCUGGAAACGCACUUCCGGGACGUCAGCAGUUCAGAGGAGUUCCUGGAACUGAAUCCUCAGAAAUUAAAAGAAGUGUUGUCCUUGGAGAAGCUCAAUGUUGGAAAUGAAAGACAUGUUUUUGAAGCGGUCCUUAGAUGGAUCUCCCAUGAUCCUGAAUUAAGAAAGGUUCAUAUGAAGGAUGUUAUGUCAGCCGUAUGGGUAUCUGGGCUGGACUCUGCUUACUUGCGUGAGCAAAUGAUGAGCGAGCCGUUGGUACGGGAGAUUGUCAAAGAAUGUAACAACAUUCCACUCACGCCACCACAGCAAGGGGAGGCGAUGCUGGCUUCCUUUAAACCCAGAGGGUACUCAGAGUGCAUUGUGACUGUUGGUGGCGAAGAAAGAGUUUCCCGAAAGCCAUCGGCAGCAGUGCGAUGUAUGUGCCCUCUCUAUGAUCCUAACAGACAACUCUGGAUAGAUCUGGCCCCUAUAAGUUCACCCAGGAUAAAUCAUGGAGUACUUUCAGCUGAAGGGUUCCUGUUUGUACUCGGAGGUCAAGAUGAUAACAAAGCCACUUUAAAUUCUGGGGAGAAGUAUGAUCCAGAUACGAAUUCAUGGAGCCCUCUGACACCAAUGAAUGAGGCACGGCACAACUUUGGGUUGGUGGAGAUCGAUGGUGUAUUAUAUGUCCUGGGAGGCGAGGACGGAGAGCGGGAGCUCAUCUCCAUGGAGUCCUACGACAUUUAUAAUAGGACUUGGACAAAGCAGCCGGACCUGACCAUGAUUAGGAAGAUUGGUUGCUAUGCAGCUAUGAAAAAGAAGAUCUAUGCAAUGGGCGGUGGUUCAUACGGCAAACUUUUUGAAUCUGUUGAAUGUUACGACCCGAGAACCCAGCAGUGGACCGCUAUUUGUCCGUUGAAAGAGAGAAGGUUUGGAGCCGUGGCAUGCGGUGUGGCUUCAGAGCUCUAUGUCUUUGGUGGAGUGAGAAGUCGAGAUGAUAACCAGUCCAGCGAAAUGGUGACUUGCAAAUCAGAAUUCUAUCACGAUGAAUUUAAAAGGUGGAUCUACUUGAGUGAUCAGAACUUAUGCAUCCCCGCUAGUUCUUCGUUUGUGUAUGGAGCGGUGCCCAUUGGUGCUAGCAUUUAUGUGAUUGGAGACCUUGACACAGGAACCAACUAUGAUUACGUUCGAGAGUUUAAAAGAAGUACUGGGACUUGGCACCACACAAAGCCGCUGUUCCCUUCGGAUCUUCGUCGUACUGGAUGUGCAGCUUUGCGUAUUGCGAACUGCAAGCUCUUCCGACUGCAGCUCCAGCAAGGGUUGUUCCGCAUUCGAGUCCCUUCUCCUUGAGAGAUCUUGAGAAAGCUGAAGAGAAGAGAACAUCCCGAGAGGAUCCAGCGUAACAAAAUAGCUUUAUCUACAAAAGCAACAAACAUCUUGCUUCAGACACUUAGACUGUGUAUGCUCAGCUUGGGUAUGGUAACUGUUCUAACUUGGUUUUUUUAAUUAAACACACACACACACACACAACUGCUUAAAUGCUUAAGCCUCAAUAUAUUGGGGGGCAAAUUAUCAUACAGUGGCAAAUGGCCUAGGAGAAGCCUUCUGUUCUUUUUAUCUAAAGAUACUGAACCGUGCUCAUGAAGGAAUUCCUUUGCUUCAAACAAAGACGGAAUAGGUUAAUAAAAUGGGGGAAAAUAAGAGAGGCGCAUUUCCGCCAAGGGGAAUUGUUCUAAAUAACUGUACUGCCUUGACGUUGGUUAGCGUUGAUGACCUUAUAAAUACUGUAUGAAAACCAAUCUCACUAGUAUGCCAAAAGAGACUGUUAACUCCACUGUGGAGAGAAAAAGAUGGGCAAUUGCACCUUUAUUACAAGGCCUUCCUUACAAUUUAAGGUCUGUGCCUGAAAGUGUAGAAUUGUACAUACGUCAUUUUCAGUAUUUUUUUUUUCAUUGCUAAUAAUCUUUUUUUAAGAACUUCUAUUUAAA
Molecule: messenger RNA, 2441 nt
Organism: Eublepharis macularius
Lineage: Eukaryota; Metazoa; Chordata; Lepidosauria; Squamata; Eublepharidae
Gene: GAN
Product: gigaxonin
Exons: 11
Coding region: 1-1803 (600 amino acids)
Biological process (GO): cytoskeleton organization
Molecular function (GO): protein binding
Source: RefSeq, a predicted model, not a curated record